This is a messenger RNA of Morus notabilis, 1200 nucleotides long. Its product is annotated as patatin-like protein 3. Gene Ontology annotation, biological process: lipid metabolic process. The record is from RefSeq and is a predicted model, not a curated record. The transcript has 7 exons. Lineage: Eukaryota; Viridiplantae; Streptophyta; Magnoliopsida; Rosales; Moraceae. Bases 1 to 1200 code for a protein of 399 amino acids. Gene Ontology annotation, molecular function: glycerophospholipase activity; monoacylglycerol lipase activity.
AUGGAAGGCAAAUCCUCAAGAGUCCAAAAAUUACCUCCAAAAUAUGGAAACGUUAUAACAAUUCUUAGUAUAGAUGGAGGAGGUAUUAGAGGAAUCAUCCCUGGAGUUAUUCUUAAUUUCCUUGAAUCUCAUCUUCAGGAGCUAGAUGGUGAAGAUGUAAGACUUGCAGAUUACUUUGACGUAAUUACAGGGACGAGCACUGGUGGUCUUGUUACAGCCAUGUUAGCAGCACCAGACGCCAACAACAGGCCUUUGUUUUCUGCCAAAGAUAUUGUACCAUUUUACAUUGAGCAUGGUCCUAAAAUUUUCCCACAAACAAGGGGACCGUUUGCUUCGGUUGUUGAUUUCGUGAAAGAACUAAUAGGACCCAAGUAUAAUGGAAAGUAUCUUCGGAAGUUAGUAAGAGAGAAAUUAGGGCAAACAGGAUUGCAACAGACUUUGACAAACGUGGUUAUUCCUACUUUUGAUCUCAAGAAACUCCAACCAACUAUAUUUUCUUCUUACCAGACAAGGAGCUCUACAGAAUCGGAAGCCAAACUUUCAGACAUUUGUAUAAGCACUUCCGCAGCCCCAACCUACUUUCCUUCCUAUUAUUUUAAAAUCCAAGACAAAGAAUACAAUCUCAUAGAUGGUGCUAUUGCUGCUAAUAACCCGGCUUUGGUUGCUAUCAGUGAAGUAACCAAACAGAUUAUUUGGAAGAACGAAGACUUUGACCCAAAUAAGCCGAUGGAUUACAACCGUUUUCUAGUAAUCUCAAUAGGGACAGGUUCAAACAGGAGUGAGAAAAAGUACGAUUCUAAAAAGGCAACAAAGUGGGGAGUGCUAGACUGGAUAUAUAACAAGGGAUCAACUCCCAUUAUAGAUUCUUACAUGGAAGCCAGUGCAGAUAUGGUUGAUUUCCAUAACUGUGUCGUUUUUCAAGCCUUUCAUUCUGAAAAUAGCUACCUCCGGGUUAAUGAGGAUACACUGAAAGGGGAUUUAGCAUCCGCUGAUAUAGCUACUGAUGAGAACUUACAGAAAUUAGUGGAAGUUGGUCAAUCUUUGCUGAAAAAACCAGUUUCACGCCAAAAUUUAGAUACUGGUAUCUAUGAACAUAUUGAAAAUGGUGGUACCAAUGAGGAAGCACUCCAAAGGUUUGCAAAAUUACUAUCCGAUGAGAGGAAUCUCAGAGAGUCGAAUGCCAAAGUCAAAGAACAAUAA